AGCACGUCCAGGGAGAAGGCAAGACACGAUGGUGGCUUGAGUUAGGGCCGCAGAACCACUGGGGCUUGCUGAUGGAUUGGACAUGAGUGAGCAGAGAAGCAAGAAAUCUGCAAUAGCUCCUGGGCUGUUGGCUUGAGCAACUAGGCAACUAGUGCUGCAAUUUCCAGAGAUGAGGGAAGUUGGAGACUAAUUUUAUUUUAUGCUUUUGGUUUUAUGUUUGAGCUGCCUUUAUGACAGUUAAAUGGAGAUAUCAGGUAGGCAGUGAGAGGCAACACCUGAGCUCAGGUAUCAGGCCUGGGUUUGAAUCCAGGCUCUCCCACUAACUGUAAGAUCUUGGGCAAGUUGCUAAGCUGCUUUGUCUCGCUUUUUGUCUCUAUCAAAUGGAGAUGAUAAAGUAAUGAGCGGCAGGUCCCGCUUUCUCCUUUCCUUCCCACCUCCAGUGUGGCUCCCCUGCAGGAAGCUCAGCAGCCCACUCUUGGCAGUGAGGUAAGAGCAGGAAGGAAUUAAAGGCGGUAAGAAUCAGAGAUGCCACCUGGGAGUUAUGGGAUUGCCAGGGCAUCUCCGGCAACCGGUUAGCCCAGGACUGCUUGAUAGGUAAGAAAAACAAACCUCUUUUUAUUGAAGCCACUAGAGUUUAUUGAUUUAUUAUUUGUAGUUGACAUAGUAAUCAAUGCCAGGAGUUUGAAGGAGACCCCCUUGGUCAUUGGCAUGCAGGCAGAGUAAAGUGUGGCCUGGAACCGCCAUCUGGGGUGCGUCGGUUUAGGGUUGAGGUAAGGAGGAGGAGACCCCAAGGAAAACGGAGGGGUUUCCAAGGGCGGUGGCAGAACCCCAGGGGCAGGUUGUGGAGGACGCCAGGAGGGGAGAGGGUCGCUCGGCUCCGCCCCCGCUGCUGUCCCGCCCAGCUCCGCCCGCUUUUAGAGCCACACACACACCGCCCUGUGCACCGCCUGCGGCCACGUCGUCCCGACCCCGCCAUGCCCGCCGACCUCAGUGGCACCUGGAACCUGCUCAGCAGCGACAACUUCGAGGGCUACAUGCUGGCCCUAGGUAUUGACUUUGCUACUCGUAAGAUAGCCAAGUUGCUGAAGCCACAGAAAGUGAUAGAACAAAAUGGGGAUUCUUUCACCAUCCACACAUACAGCAGCCUAAGGAACUACCUUGUUAAAUUUAAAGUUGGAGAAGAAUUUGAUGAAGAGAACAAAGGCCUGGAUAACAGAAAAUGCAAGAGCUUGGUCACCUGGGACAAUGACAGGCUCACCUGUGUCCAGAAAGGGGAAAAGAAGAACAGAGGUUGGACCCAUUGGAUUGAAGGAGAUGAACUCCACCUGGUAUUUGCCACAUUUUGUUCUUAUUUUUAAUGAGAGGAAAUGUUCUGUGAAGGCCAAGUGUGCAAACAGAUGUUCCAGAGAGCCUGACCUAUACCCAGCAACAGAGCCCACAUGUGGCUGCAGCUUAAUGCUGAAUUAUGAGCCAGAGCAAACAGGCGCUGAACUGUCCUGGUUUGGUGAUGGGGCCCCGUGGUCGGACAGAUGUCACACAGCCUGUCCCAGGAGCCAUGUAUUUGGAUUGUGGGAACACUGCUCAGCUUCAAUAAACCUGCCCAAUGAG
Manis javanica (Malayan pangolin) is the source of this 1608-nucleotide messenger RNA. RefSeq names its product retinol binding protein 7 (gene RBP7). Gene Ontology annotation, molecular function: lipid binding. The record is from RefSeq and is a predicted model, not a curated record. Lineage: Eukaryota; Metazoa; Chordata; Mammalia; Pholidota; Manidae.